AUGGCUGUACUGGGUACGGUAUUGGCUGCUGCAUUCUUGCUUUUCGUAUGGUUUCUAUAUGGCAAGCGUGAAAUUCAUCCCAAGAAUUCUAUCAAAACAAGUUCACGAAAUCUCGCACUUAUUUCAAAUUUCAAAUUUACAUGCGAGAAAGGAAAAGUUGAAACAGAACGAACAGAUGCUCAGAAUCUAUCAAUAAACAGUGGCCAAACAUUAAGGACGGACAUUUUACGCACAGGAAAUUCGUGGAAGUCGAACAAAAUUUCGUCAACUCAAGAUUCGGAUAUAAAUAAUACAGUGAUUGGAGCAAAUAGUUCGGUGAUCCAGGAAUCACAGAAUACACAGGAUUCUAUGACAAUCGAGAAUGAGGACAAUUCGUUGACGAGAAUAAAUACAAGAAGUGAAUCAAUGUACUUCUCAGGCCAAGUUCCCAACGAGUACAAUUUGAAAAUUUCAACUCUAGAAUCUCUAGAAUGUGCAAUUACACCAACAAGUCUAGAGAAUCCAUUAUCAGAUGGAGUGUUAUCCAAAGAUGUUUCAUCUAGCACACAUAGUUUAUCAGCACUGGAAACCGGCAUCACCGUAACAGAUAUGACUGCGGAAGUGCCAAGUGCGCUGAAAACUGCAUCAGUUCUUAAACUGGAUAGUUUGCUGGAAGUAGACUGCCUUACAACUACCGAUAAGACUUGA
Molecule: messenger RNA, 687 nt
Organism: Loa loa (African eye worm)
Lineage: Eukaryota; Metazoa; Nematoda; Chromadorea; Rhabditida; Onchocercidae
Exons: 3
Coding region: 1-687 (228 amino acids)
Source: RefSeq, a predicted model, not a curated record